Messenger RNA from Symbiodinium pilosum, 897 nucleotides. NCBI's taxonomy places the organism in Eukaryota, Dinophyceae, Suessiales, Symbiodiniaceae. The record is from the annotation of a GenBank genome assembly.
AUGAGACCACGGAUGCCUGGCUACCUCCCCAGGCCCUAUGGCGGUGCCCGUAAGGCAAGCAGGCAUCGGGUGGACGUGGUUCCCAUUCUCCAGUGCCUCUUCCUUCCAUGGUUGCUCUUCUGCGCUGUCUAUGCGCUGCUGUCUUGCUCCUUGCACUUCUACCGGCCCAGCCUGGCCUACACGUUGGUAGCCUUGGCAGCUUUCUUGCCGACCACUCUGGCAUGGAUCUCUCUGCGCUUGCAAAGCUUCCAGCCUAGCUGGUACAGCUUCCUUGCAGUCACUACGUUGGUCGCUUGGCUACUGGGGGUUGUUUUUGGUAACUUGAAUUACGCGGCCACGACGGAGCCGUUCUCGCAGUACAUCAACAUGGACGUGCUCCCGGAGGUGAGCCCCACUGUCUGGGACGGUGAGGCGGCCAUGUCCGUGGGCCGUGUUUACUUUGGCAAGGACUCGGCUUUGGACGUCAGGAGGUCCAUGGCUUUUAAAAACGUGGACACCUACUGCGUUGCUCCAAUUUCAGUCCUCCAAGGAGGGGUCAUCCUCCCGCUCGAGACCUACGAUUUCUGGGCAAUUGGGGUGGACUGCUGUUCCGUGAAUGCGGCGGACUUCCACUGUGGCGAAGCCCGGAACCCGGCGGCCCACAGCGGCCUGCGCUUGCUGGACAGCGAGCAUCGGAGCUUCUACCGCUUGGCCGUCGAGCAGGCUGAGGCAGCUUAUGGCCUCAAGGCAAGGCACCCAGUCUUCUUCUACUGGGUGGAGGAUGCCACUGCAGAGAUGGACUCCUUCCGAAAUGAUGGCUACAAGUACUUUCUGAUCGGGAUGCUGAGUCACUUUGCCUGGCAGCUGCUUUGUGUGAUCUUGGCUGUAGCCGCCUUCUCCAAGUGGGGGUAUUCCUAA